AUGUUUGGAUUAAGACAAGUUCGCUCGUAUGCUACGGAUUCUGCCGCAGAGUCAAGUGCAUUCUUACUGAAGUUGUUGAAAUCUGUGAAAACUGCUCAGCAGUCACAGCCCAAAAAGAAGCCCGAACCUAGGCGAGCCGAGAGAAAAGCUGGACAACAAAGUAGUAGAAAGAGAGAUUUCGAAAGGAGAAAAGAAUCUGGUUCAUACAAGUCCAAUAAUAGAAAGGGUUCAGGCGCUGAUGCGAAGCAUAAACCAAGAAAAGCUCGUUCGACUGAUAAGAGAGCCCAGUUAAGUAAGAUGAGGUUCAACAAUGCCCCUGCUCCCCAGACCAAAGUGCUGUACUCUCCAGAGAGUUUGAAUCUUGGUGAAUUGACCAGAUUUUCUUCUAAGCUAGCCUACUCUCCUAAUUCUCGAAUCCUGAGAGCCACUUUGCAAUUGUUCAGCAAGUACAAUGUUCCCAUUAGCUCCAUUCCGCAGCCGUUGUUCAUCUCAAACACAUUGAUGAAGUUCACCAACAAUACGAACUCGCAAUAUCCAUUUACAAUUAGAGACUCGUCUGAUGUGAGUCCUACUAUCAGAUAUACCAAGUCUAUCACGAAUGUCAAGUUUGAUUCUGCCGAUGUAACGAAACUAUUUAACUCUUCUGUGAAAGGGGAUUUUGACUUUUUGCGAGCUGAGGAAGCCAAAUUCAAGGAUCAAAAUCUGAAACUGAACUCUCAUGUUGUUGUUAAUGGUCUUAACAACAACUAUGGAAUGAACGUUGAGGGAAAUAAGUUAAAGGUGGUGGGAUCAUUACAGGGUGUUGCUCCUGUUUCAAGCUUGAUGCAAAAGUAA
Messenger RNA from Komagataella phaffii GS115, 834 nucleotides. RefSeq lists its product as uncharacterized. The record is from RefSeq and is a predicted model, not a curated record. The transcript has a single exon. The coding region runs from base 1 to 834 and encodes 277 amino acids. Lineage: Eukaryota; Fungi; Ascomycota; Pichiomycetes; Pichiales; Pichiaceae.